UUUUAGGAGCAACAAUCAUUUAUUAUCAGCUUCUAUCUAUCUGUGAUGUCAAAUACAUGGACUGAUAUGUGAAAAUAUGUAUUGUGUUCUAAUUUUUAUACAUGUCUAAAUCAGACAUAUUUUUCUGUAAUUUUUGAUAAAGUCUCUGAGUGCCGCUGUUGGUUAGUGUGAGGAUAGGCAGCCCUUCAUUUUCGUAAACGAAAUCCUCCUUUCUCUUUUUUUAUAUCGCAGCCAACCCGACAAAGAGAUCCACCCAGCUCAGUGUGCAGCUCAUGAUCUGAGCUUUUUUGGUCGGAUUUUAGCGCGUUUAUCUAAUUCCUUUGGAUAUUUUGAAUGUUUUGCCAUGAUGGCGGGUUUUGGUCGUGUAAAUAAAAGGAACUGGUUUCAGCGGUGGUCCCUGCUUUUCUGCGUCUGUGUCGCACACAUGGCCCACGGUCAGGUCCGUUUUUCAGUUCCUGAGGAAAUGGCGACGGGUUCGGUGCUCGGGAACAUCAUCCAGGAUCUCGGUUUGGACGUGAAGCGACUGAAGUCUGGGCGGGCUCGAAUUUUUACGGAGGACGGCAGUGAGUACAUUGGGCUGAACGCAGACAAAGGGACUUUAGUUGUGGCUAAAAGGAUAGACAGAGAGGAGCUGUGCAAGCAAGUGUCUCCCUGCUCUCUCCAUUUCCAAAUUAUUUUAGAAAACCCCAUGGAACUGCACAGAAUCGACGUGGAGAUCACAGAUAUUAAUGAUAACGCCCCGUUUUUCUCAAAGAAAGAGUACAAUUUCCAGAUUAUAGAAUCCGCCACGCAGGGGGCUCGAUAUUCGCUGGAGAGCGCCAGAGAUCCGGACGUUGCACAAAAUUCCGUUCAGUCGUACAAACUUAAUCCUUCAGAUCAUUUUAAACUGAACGUUUUAUCUCGACCUGAUGGAACGAAAUACAUCGAGAUGGUUCUUCACUCGCCGCUGGACAGAGAGGCUCAAGAGGAGCAUAAAUUAACUCUGACAGCGUUUGACGGCGGAAGUCCUCAGAAGUCAGGCUCUGUUAAAAUAAAUGUGCUCGUGCUGGACGCAAACGACAACGCGCCAGUUUUCAGUCAGUCUGUUUACAGGGUGACAGUUCCUGAGAACGCAGCCCAGCGCWCCGCAGUUUUAACUGUUACUGCCACAGAUAACGACAAAGGCGCAAACCAGGAGGUGACGUAUUCCUUCUCACAGCACACUAACAGCGCGUCGUCUGUUUUUCACAUUGAUGCUCAGACUGGAGAAAURACGGUUACUGGGGAUUUAGAUUAUGAAAAAAUAAAACAUUAUGAAAUAGAUAUUGAAGCUACAGAUAAAGGAGGACUGACAGAUACAAGUAAGGUGCAGAUUGAGGUGACUGAUUUGAAUGAUAAUGCCCCCAUAAUAAGCGUAAUUUCCCUCUCCAACCCAAUUCCUGAAGAUUCUGCUUUAAACACUGUGAUAGCGAUGAUCAACAUCAAAGACUUGGACUCGGGUAAAAACGGACAAGUUCGGACUUUUAUAAACCCAGAUUUGCCUUUCAAAAUAAAAUCCACCUCGUCUAAUUUUUACAGUCUGGUGUCGGACGAUGUUCUGGAUCGUGAAACUGUUUCUGCAUAUAAUAUAACCAUAACAGCUGUGGAUGGAGGCUCGCCGCCCUUUUCUGCGAAUAAAACCAUUCAUUUAAAAGUAUCUGACGUGAACGACAACGCGCCGGAGUUCCCACAAAAUCCCUUCACUUCUUUCGUGCCUGAGAAUAAUUCACCUGGCGUGUCCGUGCUGUCUGUUAAAGCCAGCGACAGGGACCACGGAAACAACGCGCGUGUUUCUUAUUUUCUGGAGGACAACCAGAUAAACGGCAUGCCAGCCUCGGCUUAUUUUUCAGUGAACGCAGAGAGCGGGGAGGUUCUUGCUGUGCGCUCCUUCGACUACGAGCAAACUAAAGAAUUUCAAAUCCGAGUCAAAGCUCAGGAUGGAGGCUCUCCUCCACUCAGCAGCAACGUGACUGUGAAAAUCCUGAUCCAGGACCAGAACGAUAACCCCCCUCAGGUUCUGUACCCGGUCCAGACCGGUGGCUCUGUGGUGGCUGAGAUGGUGCCUCGUUCAGCAGAUAUGGGCUAUCUGGUGACUAAAGUGGUGGCUGUUGAUGUGGACUCUGGAC
Austrofundulus limnaeus is the source of this 2144-nucleotide messenger RNA. RefSeq names its product protocadherin gamma-A11. NCBI's taxonomy places the organism in Eukaryota, Metazoa, Chordata, Actinopteri, Cyprinodontiformes, Rivulidae. Gene Ontology annotation, cellular component: plasma membrane. The record is from RefSeq and is a predicted model, not a curated record. Gene Ontology annotation, biological process: homophilic cell-cell adhesion. Gene Ontology annotation, molecular function: calcium ion binding.